GGGAUCAUCCUGUUUGUGGCAUCUUCCUGGAUCUCCGAUUGCAUCUGAGUUAUUUGUUUGGGUCGUUUGAUGGACUUCGAGCAACCAGAUUGGUACGGAAACAGGAGGGGCUACCAGCGGGCGGGGCCGUCUCAGGUUCCAGACAGAAGCAACACGGUAUGCUUCCACUGGCAGGCGGGGCGAUGCAGCCGUCACCCGUGUCCCUUUCUCCAUAGCGACCCACCGCAGACCGUGCUCGCCGAUGGCGCUGCCAAGCGGGGGCACUUGCAAGGCCACGUGUCUAGAAAUAUUGCCUCUGCGGGUGCGCCGCCAUCCAAGUGGGGUAAGGGUCGAGCGGGUGGCAAGGCUCCCGACAAAAUCUGCAAUUACUUCCUCGCUGGAAAUUGUAGUUUCGGAGAUAAGUGUAGGUUCCUGCAUUCGUGGUUCAUGAGCGAUAGCUUCUCUCUCUUGACCCAACUCCAGGGGCAUCAAAAGGUAGUGACUGGUAUCGCUCUGCCUUCAGGGUCUGAUAAACUCUACUCUUGUAGCAAGGAUGAGUCUGUUCGUGUUUGGGAUACUCAAACUGGGAAGUGCGUUGGAGCCAUCAAUAUGGGAGGUGAGGUUGGAUGUAUGACCAGUGAAGGUCCUUGGUUAUUUAUUGGAGUUGUGAAUGCUGUCAAGGCAUGGAACACACAAACAACAACAGAACAAGGCCUUGAUGGCCCUGUCGGACAAGUUUACGCUUUGACCGUUGGUAAUGGUAUGCUAUUUGCUGGAACACAGGAUGCACGAAUAUUGGUGUGGAAAUUUAGUGCUGCUGGGAAUGUCUUUGAACCAGCUACUUCUCUUUCUGAUCAUCGGCAUGCAAUACUUUCUCUAGUUGCAGGGGCCAUGAAGCUUUACUCAGUUGACAUACCAACUAGGCCUAAAAUGGAGGAAUGGAUGUUUGAGCUAUGUAAAUUCAAAGUGGCGUCAUCCAGUGUUUUAUGUGAUGACGAUGAGAUAAACAGAGUCAUCCUCUGGAAGAGAGGGCGGCUCAACAAAGCUGGGGAAUUUAUUGGCGAUGAGUUGAAGCAAACAGGAAAAACAGUGAUGUUGUUAUUGUAG
This is a messenger RNA of Zingiber officinale, 1086 nucleotides long. RefSeq names its product zinc finger CCCH domain-containing protein 17-like. The record is from RefSeq and is a predicted model, not a curated record. Gene Ontology annotation, molecular function: protein binding; metal ion binding. The transcript is spliced from 8 exons. The coding region runs from base 70 to 1086 and encodes 338 amino acids. NCBI's taxonomy places the organism in Eukaryota, Viridiplantae, Streptophyta, Magnoliopsida, Zingiberales, Zingiberaceae.